This is a messenger RNA of Ylistrum balloti, 864 nucleotides long. Its product is annotated as failed axon connections homolog. The transcript has 7 exons. The record is from RefSeq and is a predicted model, not a curated record. Gene Ontology annotation, cellular component: cytoplasm. Bases 1 to 864 code for a protein of 287 amino acids. NCBI's taxonomy places the organism in Eukaryota, Metazoa, Mollusca, Bivalvia, Pectinida, Pectinidae.
AUGGCGCUCUCUAAAGUUACCGACACGUUUGCAGAACUACCCUUGAGUGUGAAGGUUAUUGGUGGGACUGCAGUUGCUGGGACAUUUUUCUUAACUGUCUGGAGGAGGCUCAGUGUCCGGAAAUCCGAAAGGAAGGUGUACCCCCCAGAUACCAUUGUUAUCUGUCAGAUAGGUCGAGGGCCACAUGUUCCUAGUUUAUCGAAUUUUGCAAUUAAGAUUGAGACCUACUUACGUUUGGAAGGCAUACCAUAUCAGGUUGAACAUAACAAGUUUAGGAGAAGCAAGAAAACAGGAAAAAUACCAUUUAUAGAGUACAACGGAGAGGAGGUGUCCGAUACUGAGUUUAUUCUCGAGUUCCUCAGUAAGAAGAAGCGCUUUGACCUUUACAGAGGUCUCACAUCAGAACAGAUUGCAGUCGGCAGGGCUUUCCAGAAAAUGAUAGAGGAAAAUUCGUAUUGGUGCGUUUUGACUGAGAGAUGGGUCCAUGAAAAAAGUUAUGCUAUACAGAAGGCGAUUGGUGUUCCUCGUUAUCUAUGGGGUACAUUACAAAGGCAAAUGAAGAAAAUGGUAUAUGUCCAAGGAAUGGGACGCCACACACCAGAAGAGAUACGUUACAUCUUCUCAGAAGAUCUUAAGGCCCUGUCUACUUACAUUGGAUCAAAGAAAUUUCUUUUUGGAGAGGAAGCGUGCAAAUUUGACUGUGCUAUUUUUGGACUUCUAGCUAACAUAUAUUGGGCGCCGUUCGAUGGAUUAGUAUCGUCUGUUAUCAAAGAAUAUCCUAACUUGUGUGAAUACUGUGAACGAAUGAAGGAAGCUUUCUGGCCUGACUGGGAGGAGAUGAUACAGAAAGACUGUACCAGGUAG